Molecule: messenger RNA, 2528 nt
Organism: Dermochelys coriacea (leatherback sea turtle)
Lineage: Eukaryota; Metazoa; Chordata; Testudines; Dermochelyidae
Gene: MFAP2
Product: microfibril associated protein 2
Exons: 9
Coding region: 201-743 (180 amino acids)
Biological process (GO): embryonic eye morphogenesis
Cellular component (GO): microfibril
Source: RefSeq, a predicted model, not a curated record
GGGUGUAGCAUUAGGACCCAGUGGUGCAAUCAUGUUGGAGGUAGGAGCUACUUGUCCCAUUUUGGAGCUUUUAGACCAGACAGAAGGGAUCAGGGCAUCUGGAAAGGAACAAACCGGCACAUAGAUCCCAAACUGACUUCCCAAAGCUCCUCCAACUACCUCCUGCGCUGCUCCACUCCUCCCCGCUGCCCCCCGUGACCAUGAGAGCAGUCUGUCUCAUCUUGCUGUGUCUGCCAGCAGCGCUCCUGGCCCAGGGACAGUACGAUCUCGAAGGACCCCCUUAUCUUGACCAGCUGCAGUAUUCCCAGUACGACCCUCAGUUAGACAAUCAAGAUUACUAUGACUAUCAAGAUGUCACCCAGCGCACUCCCGAAGAGCAGUUCCAGUAUCAGUCCCAGCAACAGACCCAGCAGGAGAUCAUCCCAGCACCAACCCCCGACCUUCCCGAGACCGAACCCACAGAACCUGGACCUCUUGAUUGCCGGGAGGAGCAGUAUCCCUGCACCAGGCUCUACUCCGUCCACAAGCCCUGCAAGCAGUGCCUGAACGAGAUCUGCUUCUACAGCCUUCGACGGGUGUAUGUUAUUAACAAGGAAAUCUGUGUUCGUACUGUCUGCGCCCACGAAGAGCUGCUCCGAGCUGACCUGUGCCGUGACAAGUUCUCCAAAUGCGGCGUGCUGGCAACCAGCGGCCUCUGCCAGACCAUGGCUACCUCCUGCGCCAGAAGCUGCGGCGGCUGCUAAGGCUGGACGGCGGAUGCCACAGCAGGUGCACAGGUCACGACUCUGCUCAAGGCCAGGCCAAGCCGACCCAGAGGAAAGCUCUCUUCCCGAGCUACCUUCCGUCUGCCCCGGUAGAAUAACAUUGUCAUUGUGCUCCUGAAAUCAAUGGUGCUAAGGAAACAUGGUGCAUGAAACAGCAUAGAAGUCCAUUUUGUGCACAUAAUAUAGGGAUUUUUAUGUUUUUUUUAUUACUUUUUAUGAUAUUGGAAGAGUCACCGGCAGGGGCUGGGCUGAGCCAGUGCAGUCUGAUUGGACUCAGCUGGCGCACGCCAGCCCAGCUGGGCUGCUGGCUCAAUUUAUACGUAGAGUAUCCAAGAGAACAAGUGUAAGGGGUUGUCUGAAUUUCUGGUCUGUCCCCCCCCCCCCCCCACCCUUUUGCUGCUUUCUUAGACCGUUGCCCCCCGUCUCUCCUUCCUCCUCCGACUUUCCAGUGGAUUUGAUGGCUGCUGCUUUAUUCCUUGGUUUGGACCAGGGUGCAGUUCGAAGCUCAUCCUGGAUGCUGGCCCAAGGGUCUAUUGUUUGGCCCCAUCUGGCCCCAAAGUUGUGCCGGGCUUCGUCAACUCUGUAGCUGCCACAACGCUGCAGUAGCUGGGUUCUGCCUGCUGCAUCCCACCCCCACUCUGCCUCUCGCCCUGGUCUCGUGAAUGCGCCGGCUGGCUGAGUGGCAGCUUGGCACAUGCCCCCAUUCACCUCUGCUCAAGUGUCAGAAUAGCACCGAUUGUUACCUGACCCACGGCGAUUGCAGUGAGGGAAACAGCGGCUCGGCUGAAGAUGUCUGAGCUGGGCCGCAUCAGGUACGUUGUACUGCAGGAGAGGCAGCCCAGGACGUAUUUUGACAGCUGGUAGUUUCAUCUUUGGGUGCUGCUGCAGAGACAGGAGAAGCCCAUUCUCUCAGUGCAGGGACUUUGGAUCCCAUGGGGGAGAUGACGGGCUAAAGAGGUCAGCUGCCAGAGCAGAUAACUUCCACCCAUUGCAGCCAACCGCAACCGUAGAAACUCGGCCCUUCAGAAACUCAGAGCUGGGAUGAUGCUGGUGCCUGCUCCCACCUGGUCCUUACUUGAAGAGAAAAUGACUCUUUUGAGGUAGACGCCACACAGGCAGGUGGAUGGAGGCCACUCGUACCAUCUCCCUCUGUGUUUUACCAAAGUCAGCCCUUUUCAGCUGCGGACUUUAACUCUUUCCCCGUGCUCUCGCUCCUUCAUCACUCUGCUUCCUUGAGCAGGUGCCAGCUCCCCCGUACCACUCCCGACCGUGUCCACCUGCAGGGGAGCCUUGUGGUCCACCAUUCACUUAAAAAUCAUUGGCCGUCUCUGCAUCAAUGAGCCAGGAAUCUGUCUUUCUUGCAGCUCCAUACCUGAUCCAACCGGGGGCCCCUGCCCCUCCUUCCCUUUGAGCCAGGUAUUUCGGGUUACCGCGCUCGGGAUUUGGUGCGUAAAUGAUUUAGGAACCUAAAUCCCAUUGGCAGUCAAUGAGAUUUCGGCUCCUAAAUGGCAAUGCUGAGUGCAGCAACUUCAAAAUAGCUUUUGUAAAAAAGGAGCUGGGCCAUUGAUGCAGACGUGACCCUGACCGUGGGUGGUGAACUGGCCCAGGCUCACUUGCUCCCAGGGCUUAGAGGGGCCCCGCAGCGCUGCAUUCUCCUGUACUGUUCCGGUUUUCUUGCUUGCGCUGUAGCUUUGUACGGAUCAUUCCUUUUUUUUUUUUGUACAAAAUGAAUGUUUUAAAAAAAUAAACAACCCAAAAAGGUCA